Triticum dicoccoides is the source of this 1729-nucleotide messenger RNA. RefSeq lists its product as uncharacterized. The record is from RefSeq and is a predicted model, not a curated record. Lineage: Eukaryota; Viridiplantae; Streptophyta; Magnoliopsida; Poales; Poaceae. The coding region runs from base 203 to 637 and encodes 144 amino acids. The transcript has 3 exons.
CGCGUGUAUUUAGGUCACCUUCCUCAUCUCCGUCCGCCGACCCAAAAAUCCACCUUCUCCUCUGUUCUCCUUCUCUCCCAAGCCGCCCCAUGCCGAUUCAGCCCCAACCUGCAGCAUGCAAGGAGCAAGGGGGAACUAGAUCGGCCCCAACAGGGCAAGAUCCCCGUGCACCAGAUCUAUCAUCCCCAUCGUGGGAGCAGCCAUGGCCUCCCUGAAUCCUUUUGUCCAUCCAAAGGAUCUGCGCCGACGAGCACAGGGCGAGGUCCUGGUGCACCAGAUCCGUCGCCCCCACUACUGGAGGAGCCAUGGCAUCCCGUUCGCCGUGCGUUCUGCCCUUCUCCAAGAAUGGAUCUACGCCGACGACCCCAUACUGCCCAAGGUCCAUUCUCCCACCAUGCUUCCGCCACUAUCAAGAGUUACCGUGUGGUGUGACCGGGGCUUCUUCCACUAUGACCCCUCCUGCCCUGCCUCUUCGGUGGCCCCGAUUCUUCUUCCACUCUGGGAUAGCUCGUGGAUAUGGUACAUCAUCAUCACCUAUGAAGAGGAGAAGGGGUUUAUCGUGUCAGGAAAGGUGUGUGGUGGUAGGCUUGGUCUCCGGCCUCGGCAACUUUCGUUGGCCCCGGUGCCGUGCGGCUGAGGCGAUGUUGUUUGGCAUCAGCUACAAAAUAGCCAUGGUGAGCUCCUCUCCAUCGUCUGCUAAUUCAUGUAAUCACAUGAUGUUCAAGAUUCUCUUAUGUAUGGUUUUAGACAUUUAGAAGUGGGGUUUAGUGAGGCUAAAAAACAUUCAAUUAUUUGUACGUGCCAAUUCAAGUAACUGCUUUUUUGAGAUGGCUGUGAUGUUCUUUUUCUUUUUGACCUGUUGUUUUUUUGCACCUUUGAUGAUCUUUUACAUAUAUAGUGGUUUAUGCACUGUAAUGGUUAAUUGACUGCAACAUAACAUAAUGUAGUUGUAUUAUAAAAGUAACUUAGCAAGUGGGAUACCAUACAUGUUCCUGCAUUGUUUGUCAAGUGUGGUUUUUAUUUCAGAAGGCAACAGAGAGGCAUGACACGCAUGCUUUGCUGCAAAAGUUCAAAAAUUGUGUCUUCUUCAUGCGAUUAAACUUAGAAAUUGAGAGGCUAUUUUCUGGACACAUGCAGUUUCAUUUUGAGCUUGGUUGACUUUCGAGAGGUUUGAAAACAUGCGUUGUAACUCAGAUAGAUCAUAUAGCACUGUACUUAUUUUCUGGUAUUUUGUAUAAACAGAUAAAUAUUUUGUUCUUAUUUUCAGGUAUUUACAGGUUAUUGCCGACAUGAGGUCUAUAUGUCCAUGAUUGUUGUGCUACUGUUAAUAUGAUGCUGAUUUUUGUGUUCUUACGUAAGCUGCCUAUUUUUUAUAUUUUAUCUAAGUGCCGAACUUGUGAUUCUUAUACUCAGCCUCAUAUUUUGUGAGCCAGAUGUUCCUCUUUAAGACCUGGAAGGGCAACCUGUUGCAAGUGCUCAAGGGGUGUUCAGAGCAUAUACUUCUCAAGGCCAACAUUGUGAUGCAUGUGUAGUUAGUUUAGAAGUGUUUUGGUAUAGCAACACGAGCUGAUAUGUAGUUUGGUCUGUAGUUCAUUGUAUAUGCAAGUCGAAUUAUCCUGACCAUUUUAUGAAACUUAAUCUAGCUUUUUAUUGGAUUGCUGGGUGGUAUGAAUAUGUUGUAUGAUGAAUAAUUUUGAAUUAUGGUUGGUAUAAAUCCAAAUUUGGCAUG